AUGCAAAUAUUGGUGAAAUCAAUGACUGACAAUAUUGUCCAAACUAGGACUUUGGAGGUUGAGAGUUCAGAAAGAAUUGAUAAUGUGAAAGCUAUGAUUGAGGAUAAGGAGGGUAUUCCACGAGAUCAACAAAGGCUUAUGUUUGCAGGGAAAAUGCUUGAAAAUGGAAGGACCCUAGAGGAUUAUAACAUCAAGGAGGGAUCCAUUGUCUAUCUGAUUUUGGGGCAAUAUUCGCAUUCUUGGAGUAUGGAGAUUCUUGUUAAGAUCUCUAAUGGAAAGACCAUAACUUUGGAGGUAGAACGUUGUGAUACAAUUAUGAAUGUGAAGACGAAAAUUCAGGAAAAAGAGGGAAUUCCCGCAGACAAACAGAAACUAAUUUUCUAUGGGAAGGAAUUGAAGGAUAGUCGCAAUCUGGUUGAUUAUGACAUUCAGAAGAAUAUCAUGUCUCCGGAGUUGAAACCUAAGCUUUUUUGUGUGUCCCUUUAA
Messenger RNA from Lathyrus sativus (Indian pea), 486 nucleotides. The record is from the annotation of a GenBank genome assembly. Lineage: Eukaryota; Viridiplantae; Streptophyta; Magnoliopsida; Fabales; Fabaceae.